UGUUUCUUCAUUAAUUUUCCAGAAAAAGAUUUAAGUCUCCAAUACACAGCAGAAAUUGUGCUGGAUUAAAGAUAUUUGAGAGAGGAGGAAACCUGUUACAAUCUGAAGACUAUUUACGAACAGAAGAUGGUUCAGUUCCGCUAUUGUGACGAGUGAUUACACAACGCAUGUUAUAGCACUGCGUUUGGGGACCUUGACGCCGGAAUAAGCCGAAGUGUGAGGUUGGCCGAUAUGCACUUUUCUACCAAACUGUUUGUAUCUCUUGUCCUACCGGCUGCCAUCACUAUCAUCGUAAGUUUUUUAUGGCUGAAAAAGAAGAACAAGGAGGCAGAAGAACUUGAGCAGCUUGAAGAAAAACCAGAUGUAAACAGUGAGGGAAAGGAGAAAAUCAUCCCAGGCAAACACAAAGGUGCCUCGAGCGAGAACAGCGAAGUUAGUGAGUUCAAUGUAGACACGGAAGCUUCAGACUUGCACCAUUUCCGGCUGGAAAAACAGCCAAGCACAACAGAAAGCACACAACAAGAUUACGGGGUAGAAACGAAGCCGUCGACGAGUUCGGAACUCAAAGAAUCGUCGGGCGGAGAAGAAUCAGCUAGCGAGGGAAGUGUCGAUAGUGGCACUCUUUUGAGUUUCACUGAAGGUUUCAAUAAUGGCACUCCACCUCUCGGCGAAGAGAAUGCAAGAUCCCGAAAAAGCUCAGACAACAGCAACAAAGACGUGUGGGAGAUUGAAUUCCCCCAGAUUUUGUGCGGAAGAUUGAUAGGACGGAAAGGCAAAAACGUUCGAGUGAUCUCCGAGAAAUCUGGAGCGAAAAUUCGAUUGAUUCCUCAGUCGCCAGGCGAAGUUUCAACGCAUCGAAUCAUCUCAGUUACAGGAAACGCCACACAGAUUCAAAGUGCGCUAGAUUCUAUUCAUGAAAAGUUUCCCUGUGUACCCCUGACAAGGCUCAACUCUGCUGUAAACGGUACAGCAAACGCUGUACACGUUCAGCCCAUGGUGACCGCUGCCAUGCCCGUACAGGCCUUACCUUUCGUUCAAGCUAUGCUUCCGAGCGUUGCUAACUUCGAUGUGGUGGUGACGAGCGUAGCGGAUGCUGGUCACUUUUUCGUGCAGUUGCAUAACGACUUCAUGCAAAGGCAGCUUCAAGACCUUCACCAGAACAUGUUGCAAUGCUACGGACAAGGGACAGCGCCAUUGAUUCUUCCUCUUCCACAACCAAUUGUGGUGGGCUCGUGCUGUGCGGCGCCGGCAUACACCUAUAAUGGCUGGUACAGGGCACAAGUUCUUGGGCCAACUGGUAAUCCUGACGAAGUAGAGGUUAAAUAUUUGGAUUAUGGAGGAUAUGGAAGGAUUGCUGCGUCGAGUCUCCGACAAUUAAGGGCUGAUUUUCUGACGCUGCCUUUUCAAGCUAUCGAAUGCUACCUUGCUAACGUGAUCCCACUUCAAGGAGACACGUUUUCAAGCGUGGCCGGUGCGGUUUUGGAGGAUUUAACAAUGAAUGCUGUGUUAACUGCCCGCGUUGUUGGUCACAGAAGCGGUUUGCCAUGCUUGGAACUGUACCUUGUGCAAGGACAGCAGACAAUCCUGAUAAACCGAGAGCUGGUAAGCCGGGGCUUAGCUCGGUGGGCGGAAACUUGAGGAACAGGGCACAAUGAGCUACGCGACAUUACCUUAUCCAUCGGUUGGAGCUGUUAACUGCUUGUUGGGCAUAAUCAGUAAUUGUCUCCGAUGAAUACCGUGGGGAACCAGCAGUUUUAUUUGGUUGGAAUAUUUGGAAUUUUGAUAUGGUAUGAAUGGGAGAAUGUGAAAUAAAUGAAUGGAAAAUUGGGAACGGAGUUAAGAAGCUCAUGGAAAAAAUUGAGUUACGAAAGAAACUACUUCGAUAUCGCCUGAAAAUAUCUUCGGUAGAUGGCGUAAAUUUAUUGUACAGUGUAGAGGUGUAUAAUAUUGUUAAUAUGCCUUAUUUACCUUCAAAAUGAAGGAGUUUUUACUACUUGACAAAGUCGUUGCUUUAUGAGUUCUUUCGUACCGAAAGGCUACCUGUACAAACGGUAGGUUAUUUUUGGAGAUUUCCAGAGAUGGCCACACGCCUAAAAUAUGUAUUUUGCCUCACAAUGUCAUUCGUUCUCUCGAUUUUCCAUUUUAAAAUUGAAUUAUAUACGAUUUAUUUUAUGAAAUUCACUUAUUAUUAACGCCUUGAUAAAAAUAUCUACACGCACGAUAUAAUCAGUAGAGUAUUUUAUUAGAGAAAAAUGGCAGUGAUAUUUUAGCCAAAGUAAAUUAUAUUUACGGUAUUAAUAGAAUUACACGUAAGCUAUAGUUAUAUUAAUAUAUUAAAAUAAAUGGGUAAUGUUUUAUUUAGGCCAGUCCAAGUACUGCUUCUAUUAACAGAUGGGAAGUCUGCUCGACUUAAAAAUUUUAAUUACAAACGACCAACCUGCGAACAGUCAAGGUUGUGGUUCAUUGAAAAUGUUAAGAUUUCUGUAAUUACCACAUGAAAAUCUUUAAAGCUUUAUCAAAAUUUAGGAACAUUUUUUUAAUUGUUUGCUUUUCCAUUUAUUAGGACUAGAGAUCUAAUAUUUGUGAUAUCUUUGAACGUCAUAGCUUCGCGGCCAAUUUCCGCCAAUCAUAAUUCAGUCAUGUUGCAUUUUUAACAGCCCUUGUAAGUUUUAUUGCUGGUUUCCAAUCCAACAGUGAUCUCAAAAGCUGCACUGAAAAGGCUCCUAAUUCGAGUAAUGAAUGACCUUGAAAACCAGGUCAUCCAAAGUAGAACUGUCAGAAAUAGAGACUUUCCCUUACACGACCUUUUUAAAGAGUUGCGUAAUAAAGAAUAUCGAACGUUAUUAUCGAAUAAGAAUUUUUUUGGAAACUUUUUGCUGUGAAGGUGAAUAUUACAGUAGCACAGUCAGAAGGAAUCAAGUCAGUCCACCUGUAACGUGGAACCUUGAAAUCAAUUUAAAAGCUACUCGCAUAUCUACUGAGUUUUCAGUAACCGUGGAGUCAUCAUUUCUUUUGUUAAACAAAAGUCUGAGAAAUUUUUUUAGUUCAAAUGAACACGUUUUUUUAAUCACCGAGGAUUUAAAAAGCAAUUUAAGAGCCAUUUUUUUGAAAAUCAAAAUGGAAUAAAAUUUAACAAAGCUCAGAAGCCGCACCCUUUAGGUGGGUGUACACUCUGGUAAACACAAUUAAACUAAGUCACUUUUUCAAUCACCAAGGAUUUAAAAGCAAUUUAAAAGCCAAUUUUUUUUAAAAUCAAAAUGGAAUAACAUUUUACAAAGCUUAAAAGCCGCACCCUUUAGGUGGGUGUACACUCUGGUAAACACAAUUAAAUUAAAUCAUUACCAAAAUUAUCGUGUAAGAUAAAAAAUGUUCGAAAAACUUCAAGUAAGUGAAAAACAAUGCUUUUAAAUUUGUCACAUAAGCGUGAUACUCUUUUCAUUGAAGGAGAGCUGGUGUAGUCACUAGCAUUAAAGGCUCACUACUUUAGGAGGAUUUAAGAAAUCAAGCUUUGAGGAAAUAUCAUGUAAAAUGAGCUUUCAACAGAUUGAGUUGUAUGCGAUAAAUAAUUCUCUUUCUUUUUUCGAUUUCUAGAUGUUUUUCCAAAGGUUGCCUGAUUAUUAAGAGUUUACCUUGCAAAAUUGUUAAUCUUUAGAAUAACUUGCGUUUGCCACGGUUAUAGCUGUCACUCAAAGUUGCCCUCCGAUAAGUAAAGAUUUUGGAAAGAUUGCUACCUAGCAGCGACUGAAGACAUAUGCACAGAAACGGGAUUCUAAAAAGAAUUUGUCUCGCUCUUUUUAUUUUUCAAUACGAUUUGUUUUUAAUUUGUUUGUUUGUUUAUUUUUUUUUCCACUUCAGUUUGUAUAUCAUCACACCACUUUUUCUACGGUACGAUAGUCAGCGAGUCGAUCACCGAAUUAUUAUAAAUUCGUUCUCUAUGAUUUUCGCUUGAGCACUCUCUUGCCAUCAUUUGUAUUUAUCUACUCACAAACAUAAUUUUUGUUGACACUCGUUACUUCUUGUGUACUCGUGCAUUAUUUUCUCGAGUGUUAUUUUGACUCGUGUGCAUCGCUGUCUUUGACUCCUGUUCAAUAAUUUGGACUUGUGUACUUUUUUCAACUCUCUUGUAAUCACAGUAUAUUCGACUCUUGAGUACCUUCAUUUGCUCUUGUGCAUCAUUUUCGAAUUGUGAUUACUUUCGUCAACUCCCCGGCUUGCGCUCUCUCGUUGGCUCUUGGGCACCCUCGUCGACCUGUCAUAUGCUCGUUUACGUUCUGGCAACACUUUUCUUUCUGUUGGUCGAUUCUGUUGUGCACCUUUAAUGGUAGUUGUGUGCUUUCGACAACCAUCAUUUACUCUAGUGGAUUCUAGUUCAUUCUGAAGAAUUGCAAUGAAACUUUCAAAGACUCCUAAAAUUUCCAAAAUGUCGUUUUAUCUAGUGUUUAAUAGAGCCUUUUCAAUACAAUCUGUUAGCAAGAUGGCGUAAUAAAAUAAUCAAAAAGGUCAUUGUAGUAUAGAAGAAAUUCACGAGACUCUAUAAGAAUGGAGGACGGUUGAAUAAAAACAAAAAAUGCUGCCGCUAUUUAUUAAUGCUUAAAUUAGUGAGAAUCCUUUUUCAAUUUUUCUGUUAUUGUUUGCUAUGAGACAUUUAUUUUUCCUUCAUGUUUUUAGUGCCUUAGUCGAGACAGAUCAUAAUUUUAAAACGUAAGUACUUUAGUGAAUCGCUGAAUAAAUGAAAGUAUUAAGAAUGAAGUGUAAACAAUAUUUUAAAGAACUUGUUAUUUAAGAAUAUUAAUUUAAAAUUAAUAAUUUAAUUAUAAAUAAAUGAUAAUUUAAAAUGUAAUGUGUUGUUAAACUGCAGGGAAGCUAAAAUAAAUAAAUGGUUGGAAGUGAGAA
Messenger RNA from Pocillopora damicornis (cauliflower coral), 4893 nucleotides. RefSeq names its product A-kinase anchor protein 1, mitochondrial. Lineage: Eukaryota; Metazoa; Cnidaria; Anthozoa; Scleractinia; Pocilloporidae. The record is from RefSeq and is a predicted model, not a curated record. Gene Ontology annotation, molecular function: RNA binding.